ACGAUGGUAUCGGAAAGCCAGCGAAAGAAAUAUGAUGAAUAUAAGAGUACACUGGAUGCAGACGCGCUGGAAACGGCUAGAUUAGAGCUUCGUGAGGAUGACAAUACGAGAGACCAAGCGCUGGAGCAAUUUCGUCAUUGGAUCGAGAAACAUCCUAUGAUUAAGAAGUGCAGAACCGAUUCGUUGUUCCUACUGAGAUUUCUUAGGACAAAGAAAUUUAGUUUGCCAAUGGCACAGGAGAUGCUGGAACAGUAUCUAACUAUCAGGCAACUUUAUCCCAACUGGUUCCAAAAUCUCGAUGUUGAUGACCCGGAACUUAUGGCCAUCAUUGAUAAUGGUUAUUUAGUACCAAUGCUAAAGCGAGAUCAGCGUGGCCGGAAAGUAAUAUUGUCAUGUGCAGGACGUUUCGACCCUAGUAAAUUCUCAGCGGCACAGAUGCUCCGGGUCCACAGUAUGGUGGUGGAGACCUUAAUGGAUGAUGAGAAAAGUCAAGUUCACGGCUAUACAUAUCUCAAUGACGAGGCGGGAUUGUCCAUGAGCCAUUUCAGCACGUUAUCCUUCAUGGACAUUCGUAAUAUAUUGAGGUGCAUACAGAACAGUACACCGAUGCGUCACAAGGAGACGCAUUUAAUCAAUGUACCCAGUAGCGUAGCGAAGAUCCUCGAAUUCGGCUUAUCUGUACUAAACGACAAGCUCAAGUCUCGCGUUAUGAUACAUAGAAACGUACAGGAACUAAAAGAAGCAGUGGACCCAAAGAUACUGCCGAAGGAAUAUGGCGGGGAAAUCUCGCUUUCGGAAAUGAUCGACGAAUUUAAGAAGGAACUAAAACAGAAGAAAGAUGAACUCAAGGCCCUCGAUGAUAUGUGUAUUGAAAUAUCACCGAAAUAUUAUCAAGAGGCUAAGGAAGAAUUAAGCGGAAUAUGUGGUUCGUUCCGAAAGUUGGAGGUCGAUUAAAAGCGUGAAUCUGUUUCUUAGUACGAUUUUACAACUUUACUUUGUUAGCACCUUAUCUAAAUAA
Cyphomyrmex costatus is the source of this 1018-nucleotide messenger RNA. Its product is annotated as clavesin-1. Gene Ontology annotation, molecular function: phosphatidylinositol bisphosphate binding. The record is from RefSeq and is a predicted model, not a curated record. NCBI's taxonomy places the organism in Eukaryota, Metazoa, Arthropoda, Insecta, Hymenoptera, Formicidae. The transcript is spliced from 4 exons. Gene Ontology annotation, cellular component: membrane. Bases 4 to 954 code for a protein of 316 amino acids.